AUGCCCCUCGACGACGACGACAACCCCGCCCUCGCCCCGCCAGCACCCUACCUCUCCUCCGCCCUCCCCGCGGACACGGCCACGGCCGCAGCCCCCGCCGCCACAGACGACCUCACAACGGAGGACCUGAUCGAAGACGAAGGGGCGGCGUCGCAAGACUUCCGGGCGUUUGCGGCCGCACUGCAGUUCCGCAAGACGGCGGGGGUGUCGGCGCAGACGAUCCGCCGCGGCGAGAAGGACUUUGAGGCGCACGGCACGCGCGCCCAGGCCGACGCCCUCGAGCAGAGCCGCGGGGCGAUGCGCGAUGUGCUGUCGUAUACGCGCGUGCAUGCGGCGGGGAGAGGUGGGAAUUUGGCGAGGGGAUGGUAUUUCCCCGGUUGGUGGGAGGGGUAUAGGGAAGAGGAGGUGGAGGAGGGGAAGGAGGGGGAGAAGAAGCCGUUUGGGUUUGUGAGGGAGAGAGUGGUGGUGUUGGAGGGUUCGUCGGUGGCGAGCCAGGCGCUGGGGAGGGCGGUCACGGGACAGGCGAAGGACAGGCCUGCGAGGGGGAGGGAUUGGUUGUUGCCGGAGGAGGCGUUGUAUCUGGUUGAGAGGGGUUCGUUGGACCUGUGGUGGCCGUUGAAAGGGUUGGAGGAGCUCUUUCCCCCGGAUGGGACCGCGGAGGCUGUGAAGGAAGACGGCGAAGAGGACGACGAGGACGACGAGGUGGAUGAGUACGACGUUGGUUUUCCGCUCAGUCUCCAGGCGGCCUAUGCACUCCUCAUCGGCGAAGACGGCGAGCGAGGCAAGAUCAGCCUCCAAAAAUUCCAGGUCUAUUCGAAUCUCAAACGAUGCGGCUACAACAUCCUACGAGCGCCGCCCACCGUCAACCACCCCACCACGAAACCAGCAACGACCACCCCUUUGGCAAUGGUUCGCCUCACUCCUCACCGCGACCCCCCACCAUCCUCCCUACGGCCCAAAUGGACCAAACUCCGACACCCACCACCGGACUUCCAGCUCGCGGUCGUCGACGCGCAGGCCUCGUCGGUCCCGACCGGCGCCGAGAUCACCGCCCUGCUGGGCGCUACCCCGCCGGCGCCCGGAAAGCCGGAGUGGACCGGGCCCGGGCGCAUCUACGCGCGCCUGAAGCACGGCUACCGCAACGUGCUGGUCGCCGUCGUCGAUCACGGCGUCAUCAACUAUAUGCGCUUUGCCGAGGGUGGGUCAGUGUAG
Chaetomium globosum CBS 148.51 is the source of this 1212-nucleotide messenger RNA. RefSeq lists its product as uncharacterized. Gene Ontology annotation, cellular component: tRNA-intron endonuclease complex. The coding region runs from base 1 to 1212 and encodes 403 amino acids. NCBI's taxonomy places the organism in Eukaryota, Fungi, Ascomycota, Sordariomycetes, Sordariales, Chaetomiaceae. The transcript has 3 exons. Gene Ontology annotation, biological process: tRNA-type intron splice site recognition and cleavage. The record is from RefSeq and is a predicted model, not a curated record.